UUGACCACAUGUAUACUCUGAAUAUGAAUGUCACCAUAUGGAGUAGAAAAAAGACUCCUUUUUUCGACGUGGAAGCUCGCGUGAUAAUAAUAAAUACAGAGGAUGAAAACAAGUCAUCGCAGGACAGCUGUAAUGGCAGGGCUAUGGAGUGCCGGUUUGGUGGUGGUUAACUUCAUUAUUCCAUGUGUACUAGGAACUGAGUCCACUACAGCAACUGGCAACAAUCUUGUUGACUUCUGGAUUGUCCGCUUGGGAAUUAAUCUGCUGGGUUAUGCCACUGUGUUUGUACCUGGCGCAAUUAUCAUAAAUUAUUUGAGGAAGAUUAAAUUCAAUGAAACAGGAGGGCAUGGUUUUCUGGCAGAUCUUUUAAGAAACUUUGCAUUUGGGAAGGAGCAGUCUUUGCCUCUCACACAUGAGGACAACCCUGGAAAGAGAGCAGAUGCUGAAGACUCCACUUUGAGACGGGGUCUGACUUUGCUGUUCUGUGUGGUUGGACUGCAAGGCUCCUACUUAACAUGGGGGGUGCUUCAGGAGAAAAUAAUGACAUCAGAAUAUGGACGAACAGGAAACACAGCUGGAGAGUUCUUCAAAAACUCCCAGUUUUUAGUCUUCAUUAACAGAAUAUUAGCUUUCAUCAUUGGCUCAGUGGUGUUAUCCUUAAAAUCUCAACCAACACAUACAACACCACUUUAUAAAUACUCAUUCAGUUCAUUUUCCAACAUCAUGAGCAGCUGGUGUCAGUAUGAGGCACUAAAGUUUGUCAGCUUUCCUACACAAGUUAUGGCCAAGGCAUCCAAAGUUAUUCCAGUGAUGCUAAUGGGUAAGGUUGUAUCCAACAAGAAGUAUGAAUACCAUGAGUACAUUACUGCUGUGCUGAUCUCGGUUGGGGUGAGUUUGUUUUUACUCACCAGUGGAGAUGUAACUCGACACAAGGGAAGUGUGACCACAGUGUCUGGCGUGUUCUUGCUGAUUGGUUACAUGGUCUUUGACAGCUUUACAUCCAACUGGCAGGGGGAACUUUUCAAACGCUAUAGGGUAUCAUCUAUACAAAUGAUGACGGGUGUCAAUCUGUUUUCAUGUCUAUUAACUGGUGUAUCUUUAAUAGAACAAGGAGGAUUUUUUGAAUCUUUAGCUUUCAUGAGUAAACACCCAGAUUUUAUAUUUCACGCAAUAGUUCUUAGUUUAUGUUCAGCUGGGGGCCAGCUCUUCAUUUUUUAUACUAUUGCUCAGUUUGGACCUGUCACUUUCACAAUUAUCAUGACUAUAAGACAAGGUCUUGCCAUUUUGUUGUCUUGUGUAAUUUAUGGUCAUCCUGUGACGCUAAUAGGAAUUAUGGGAAUUUUCGUUGUCUUCCUUGCUUUGUUUCUGCGGAUUUAUGCUAAUCAGAGGAAACGGGCACUACAACAGAAAAACAAACAGGCUGGUAACGACUCCAAUGUUUGACUUGUAUUUUGAUGAAAUAUUAUUUUCUUAUUAUAUGCAUUGUCUUAUAUUGCUGAACUUUUUUUUUAUUGGCAGAAAAGACAGUGCCAUACUAAACUUUUAUUUAUUUUUUUUUGAAUCUCAUAUGCUUUAUAUGAUACUCUGUAUGUUUUGAAUAAUUGACAUCUCAGUAUUUUUGAUAGUGUAUUAUACAGUCAGUUUCUGUAUUAGUAUUAACCGAGUGAUAAUAGAUUGGUCAUUAUUUCAGGUAUUUUAUGUAUGAUGCGCAGAUAUUUUAGUAGGGUUUAUGCAGGUAUUAAAUUACAUUUUGUAUACAAGUAUCUUAAUCUAUGUAGUAAACUCUCCACAAAGCAAAGCACACCUAAUUGGGAUUUUUAUAUGUUACCAAACUGCAGGCCUUGGAUUUGCAGCAGAAUUUUAUAGCAGAAUUACCACAUGCAAAGAAAAUCUAUUUUAGCUUUGUGGCAUUCAUUUAUGCUCAGUGAUUAAUCGGAAAGACUCAGCAUUUUUACAUUAGACCAUUUUUAGCUCACCGAGACGAAGUCGGGGUAGCUUAUGCUAUACCCCUGGCUUUGGCAUGCGGACCUGGUUGAAGUUUUUGUUGCAGGUCCUAUAUCUAAGUUAUUACACGUUCUAUCUUCACCAAACUUGCAUGGAUGAUGCAUCUGGACCUAUUUAUCAACUUGAAAGACUUGGAUGCUGAAUCUUGGCCAUAAAUUUCAGAUGCUGGAGGAGGUUAAGGUUUUUGGAGCAGGUUAACCUAAAGUUUUUAGUGCAGGUGCCCAUUGAUAGCAAUUUCUUUCUAAGUCACUACUGGUCCUAACUUCACCAAACUUGCAUAGAUUAUGCGUCUUAUGAUACUGAUGCAAUAGACAGGCUUGAAUGCUGAAUCUGAGCCAUAGGUUUUGGAUGCUUGAAAAGGUUAAGGUUUUUGGAGCUGGUUAAAGUUUUUGGAGCAUGUGCCCUCUAAUGAUUACCCGGUAUAUUUUAAUUAUUACUAGUCCUAACUUCCCCAAACUUGAAUUGAUGAUGAUGCACAUGGCAGGCUUGGAUGCUGAAUCUGAGCAUAGGUUUCGGAUGCUGGAUGAGUUUUAGUGUUUUGGAACAGGUUACACGUUUUAUAGAUAAUAGAUUGAAUAGUUGAUUUAAGUAUAAUAUAAAUGAAUUGCAGAGGUAGCUUCAGAUGCAGAGUCUGAUCUCCAUUAUCCUCAUUCAAACCUUCUUCACAGAUGUGUUUGUUUUUUAAUGAUAUAACAAGAUUUUUAUUUCUUAGGAUAUAGUAUUGUAUGAUAUGAUACACUUUUGUUUUAUAUGAUACAGUAUUAUAUCAUAUAUUAUAUAAUUGUAAAAAAUAAUAUGAUACAAUAUGAUAUUGUAUCAAUGUAAUUGUUCAUUAUGAUAUGAUAUUGUAUCAUAAUAUUGUUCUGUAUAGUAUUAUAUAUGAAAAAAUAUUGUAUAAUAUGAUGUACUAUAUAAUGAUUUAUCACAUGAUAUUGUUUCAUAUGAUAUUGCAAUAUAUAAUACUGUAUCAUUUGAUACAAUGUUGUAUAAUAUAUAAUAUGAUAUGUUAUUGUAUAACGUGAUAUUGGUUUAAAUAAUAUAUUAUUAUAUCACAUGAAAUUGUAAUAUAUUAUAUUUUAAUAUAUAAUAUGUAUCAUGAUAUGCUAUUGUAUAAUAUAAUAUUGUUUUAUAUAGAAUAUGACUACAUCACAUGAGAUUGUAUCAUAUUAUAUGAUACAAUGUUGUAUCAAAUGAUAUUAUACAAAUAUUGACUGGGGUUGAGGGCAACAUUGAUUGUAUUAGCCCCCAAGGGAUGAAAUAUUGCCCGACACGAAGCAGAUGGCAAUACUUUUGUCCAAAGGGGGCUAAUAUUCCGUAAUCAAUGUUGCCGUAAAACACAGUCAACAUUUGUUUUGUUAUAUGAAGAAACAAACCAAAAUUUAAGAAAGUAAUUGAAAACAGAUCGCGGUAAUUUUUUCAGCUCAUCAAAGAAUUCAGGAAUUCAAUUUUGUGCAAAGUUCAUUUCCAAAUAUCCUCAGCAUCAAAGGGUCACUGGUGAUAUUCCGCCGCCCAUAAGAAUUGACAUACAGAUGUUCUACCUGAUUUUACUUCGCAGUAAUUGGCAAAUCCUUACAUAUCCGUUAUGAUACCAAACCGUCGCAUUGCGCGUCCGUUGUUUACUUGCCUUGACUGGCUGUCUAUUAUAACGUCACCUUAUUUUGGAGUCGCGAAGAGUUAUUUACGUCAUUGUUUAUGAAUCAACAAAUCCGAAGUGAUUAAUUAAAAAAGAUGGAAUAUUCUCUAGAUAUUAUUCCUAGCCGGUCAAUAUUAACAAAAUAUUGACCAGUCAAUAUUUUUUGGACGAGCUAAUAUUACAAUUAUUGACUAUUCUUCUAUAUAGAGUAAUAUAGUGAGAAUAUACUACUGAAUAUAACAAUGUUUUAUAUGUUACAAUAUCAUAUUAUGUGUCAAAUAUGAUAAAAUAUCAUACAAUACAAUAUUAUAUUAUACAAUAUGAUUUCAAAGUUACAAUAUUGUUGUGUAUUGUGUGAUAUGAUAUUAUAUCAUAUAAUACUAUAUUAUAUAUAAUAUGAUAUUGUAUUAUGUGAUCAAACACAAUUGAUCGUGACACAAAGCAUAUGCACGUCUGUAAAGAUUUAUAAAAUAAUAUCUACAAAAUAAUAACCGUAAAUUUUGUAAAAGUUAUACAUUUUUCUUGAACAUCAUUGUCAAAAGCCAUUCUAGAAUAAGGUUUAAAACGGAAGGAAACAUGUUUACAGAAGAAUAUCCCCUCUGACUUCUUGAAGUCGUGUAUAAGGUCAUAUAUAAAAAAUAGUCUUAUGUAAAAAUGCUGAGUUUUUAUUUUUGUCAUAAGUUUAUCAUAGAUUUCUAGGAAGGUGUACUGUACUGUGUGGAAUGCUAUAGAUGAUACAAUUAACAGAUCACCCUUUGAUGAAAGAUGGUAAACUUAAUUACUUGAAGGAAAUGUGCACUUACAAUAUGUGGGAGUGUUUACUACCUACAUGAGACCACAGUUUGAAGGUUGUUGUCAUGAGCUGGAUUUCUUGACGUGUAUAUAUAUUUUAGCCGAUAUGUGGUUAUUUGUUAGUUGUCAUGUAACUGCAAUUGCAUACAUUGAAAAAAAAGUAGAAAUGGGCUCUGAUUUUUUUUGGUUUCUGGCAUCGUUUUGCUAUAGUUUUAUAUUCAAAAUAAAAAUGAAUGAACUUUU
Magallana angulata is the source of this 4672-nucleotide messenger RNA. Its product is annotated as adenosine 3'-phospho 5'-phosphosulfate transporter 1-like. The coding region runs from base 103 to 1443 and encodes 446 amino acids. The record is from RefSeq and is a predicted model, not a curated record. The transcript has 3 exons. Gene Ontology annotation, molecular function: 3'-phosphoadenosine 5'-phosphosulfate transmembrane transporter activity. NCBI's taxonomy places the organism in Eukaryota, Metazoa, Mollusca, Bivalvia, Ostreida, Ostreidae. Gene Ontology annotation, cellular component: endoplasmic reticulum membrane; Golgi membrane. Gene Ontology annotation, biological process: transmembrane transport.